Stegastes partitus (bicolor damselfish) is the source of this 1987-nucleotide messenger RNA. RefSeq names its product arf-GAP with dual PH domain-containing protein 1-like. NCBI's taxonomy places the organism in Eukaryota, Metazoa, Chordata, Actinopteri, Pomacentridae. Gene Ontology annotation, cellular component: intracellular membrane-bounded organelle; plasma membrane; cytoplasm. Bases 205 to 1338 code for a protein of 377 amino acids. The record is from RefSeq and is a predicted model, not a curated record. The transcript is spliced from 11 exons. Gene Ontology annotation, biological process: positive regulation of GTPase activity. Gene Ontology annotation, molecular function: phosphatidylinositol bisphosphate binding; GTPase activator activity; phosphatidylinositol-3,4,5-trisphosphate binding.
CAUCAGCCGAACUGAGACUUCAGACCUCCUCCUCCGCCUCCAUCAGCCUCCAUCCUCCUCCAGCAGCUGUUUGGACGCUUUUACGCACUUUUACGCACUCCGUCCGGCGCGUCUCCGGCUGCGGUCCGACUCUCGAUGUAUGAAGUUUGAAGAUUUCAGCCGCUGAAAAGGCGAAGCAGCAGAAUCUCCCGAACCAUCGGAACCAUGGCUUCAGACCCAGAAAGCAGCAGGCAGCGCUUGAAUCAGCUGCUGGCUAAAGCUGGGAACGGAAGCUGCGCGGACUGCGGAGCUGCAGAUCCGGAGUGGGCGUCCUACACGCUGGGUGUGUUUGUGUGUCACAGCUGCUCAGGCCUCCACAGAAACAUUGCUCAGAUCAGCAAGGUCAAGUCUCUGCUGCUGGAUCCCUGGAGCUCCUCUGAGCUGGAGUUUAUGGACUCUGUGGGUAACUACGCUGCCAAGGCCAAGUAUGAACAGCUGGUUCCUGCCUUCUACUACUGUCCCACCUACAAAGACUGCAUGCUGCUGAGGGACCAGUGGAUCCGAGCCAAGUACGAGAGGAAGGAGUUCCUGAACGUGGACAGACAGGAGCCCUACUCAGCAGGAUACAGAGAGGGGUUUCUAUGGAAACGGGGACGAGACAAUGGACAGUACCUGAGCCGCAAGUUCAUCCUGUCGGAGCGAGAAGGUGUUCUGAAGUACUUCAACAAGAACGACGCCAGAGAACCCAAAGCCAUAAUGAAGAUCAACAGUUUGAACGCCACUUUCCAGCCCAGUAAGAUCGGCACCCCUCACGGCCUGCAGAUAACCUACCUGAAGGACAACAGCACGAGGAACAUCUUUGUUUACCACGAGGACGGGAAGGAAAUGGUGGACUGGUUCAACGCCAUCAGAGCGGCCAGGUUUCACUACCUGCAGGUGGCUUUUCCUGGAUCUCCCAAUUCUGAGUUGUUGCCGAAGCUAACUAGGAACUACGUGAAGGAGGGUUACAUGGAGAAGACCGGUCCGAAGCACACAGAAGGCUUCAAGAAGAGGUGGUUCUCGAUGGACGACCGGAGGCUCAUGUACUUCAAAGAUCCGUUGGAUGCUUACGCCCGAGGUGAGGUGUUCAUCGGCAGCAAGGAAAACGAAUACACGGUGCUGGCCGGUCUGCCUCCCAACGUUCAGGGCUACCAUUGGACGUUCGGAAUCACCAUAGUGACCCCGGACAGGAAGUUCCUGUUUGCGUGUGAGACCGAAGAGGAGCAGAAAGACUGGAUCGCUGCCUUCCAGACGGUCAUCAACAGGCCGAUGCUGCCUCAGGAAUACGCAGUCGAAGCGUAUUUCAAACACAAACCGUGAUCGACCUGUUGGUGCAGAAAGCUGGAAGAGGAAGAGAACUUUAAAUCUCGUAAUGGAUGAUGUUGUUCUAAAAACUGGAGGCUGACGGAGAGAACAAGGCGUCGACCUCCUCAGGCUGUCUCCUCCGAGCAUCGGCUGACUUCUGCUGUGUGACGUGACUCACAAACCUCAAAGAGGAGAGUCGCUCUGACCUGAAUGUCUGCGAUCAGAACUGUUCUGUUCGCAGUAGCUUCAGCAUCAGCGCGACUUUCAUUUUAACUGAGUAGACAAACACUUGUGAGCAGGUGUUUGUGGACUAAAUUCUCUGACACGAGUCUGUAACAGAAGGCGUUAAACACGUUAUUUUACCUUAUGUGUGUGUGAGUAAAGUGAUAUUUAAUUCUGUGUAUUUAUUUUUUAACUGUCUAAUUUGCUAUUUGCAGCUUUUAAUGUCGUAGCUUCACCGAACAGGCUGAUGUGUGGCAGCAGUGAAGAGUCCUGAGGAGGUUUUUUUUUUUUUUUUAAGCAGAACUGAUUUGAAGCCGAAGAGCUGAAAUGAGCAUCUGUUCCUCCUAAAACUCUGACUGUCCGCUGCACACAGUCUGGACCUGAGCAAGAAGAGAAUCUGUCUGAAUAUGAAACGUGGUCGCUAUUAAAAGAAGGAAUGCCA